This is a messenger RNA of Terrapene triunguis (Three-toed box turtle), 10145 nucleotides long. It is a transcript of the gene RAPGEF6, whose product is annotated as Rap guanine nucleotide exchange factor 6. Gene Ontology annotation, molecular function: protein binding; guanyl-nucleotide exchange factor activity. The record is from RefSeq and is a predicted model, not a curated record. Gene Ontology annotation, biological process: small GTPase-mediated signal transduction; positive regulation of ERK1 and ERK2 cascade. Bases 901 to 5871 code for a protein of 1656 amino acids. The transcript is spliced from 30 exons. NCBI's taxonomy places the organism in Eukaryota, Metazoa, Chordata, Testudines, Emydidae.
CCCUCCCAGACUCACCUAUCCCUGAUCACUGACCCCCCAAUUCCUGGACCCUUCCAGUCCACUUCUCUUUGAACCUCCCCCAGGAAGCCCUUUGCCCCCAAUUCACCCCACUUCUCCAAGCCUUGCCCUUCAAAUCCACCCCAGACUGGCCCAGCCAGUCCCCCAUGCUUUUCCUUUAGCCUGACUCCGCUCACCACUUCCUCUAAUCCUGACUUCCUUCCCUUCCCCCCUCCCUCCCUAAAUACCAAAUAUUCUUUAAACCCAUGUUACCCCCAAAUUUGACCUUAUCUCUUCCAAAACCGGGACCCUGUCUCUAACAGCCCCAACCCCAAGAACAUAUGCACCAAGCCACUCAACUGGUUCUCCUUCCAAAAAUCAAUAACCACCACUCAGAAUCUCCCUGAAAAUCAACCCUCCCUCCCCCCCGUUGAGUUUGAUGUAGUGAUGAGAUUCCCCCAUCUCCUGGAUUAUCCUCCUGGGUGACUGAAGAAACUUUUGCUGCUAUUGCUUCGUCAUUUUACUUUUUUUGCACAAAGAUUUUUCUGAAUGUUAUGUGAUAUGAAAGGAAAUUUUGGAUGUUUGUUUCCACCCUUUGGGAGCUGCAGAAGCAAAGGGGAAAUGCACCAGAGGAACUGAGCUACAUCUAAUUGAGGAAAUCUGUUAUUUGCCAGAUUACUGAUUUCAUUGGACUGCUAAAAAGAACAACAUAAGCGUGGCACAAAGUUUACAUCCAAAUUCAGGGAGGAAUGAAGGGGGUUGAAAAAGAAGCUUACAACAAAAUCUAAACUUGAAGUUUCCAUUGCUUUCCUUUUGACCUGGAAGGGAUCACUUCAUCUCCCCCGCCUCCCAAGUAAUAAGCUAUUUUUGUGGAAUUCAUAACUGGAGAAUUAAAGUAGUAGAAUGACCUCUCCUGUGGAUCCCAAGAUUAAACAGGCUUUGCGAAAAAAACCAUCAGAAAGGACUCAAGAGGACUUAAAUACUAUCUAUUCUUAUCUUCAUGGAAUGGACAUAUUGUCACAUCUCAGGGAACAUCAGCUAAGAAUAAUGUCUUCAAGUGCUCGCUAUGAAAGAUACAAGGGCAACCAAGUUCUUUUUUGUUCAGACACUAUUGCCAGAUGUUGGUAUAUUCUUCUUUCUGGAUCUGUCCUUAUGAAGGACUCCAUGUUUUUACCACCAUGCAGUUUUGGCAAGCAGUCUGGAGGAAAAAGAGGAUGCGAGUGUAUUAUAUUGGAACCUUCUGAAAUGAUUGUGGUGGAGAAUUCCAAAGACAAUGAAGAGAAUAUCCUGCAAAGAGAAGUUCCCCUCAGGCAGUCUCGACGAAGGUUUAGGAAGAUUAAUCAGCGGGGAGAACGUCAGACCAUCACAGACAAUGUGGAUGCUAGCAGUUAUCUUUCGCUUCCAGCAGACCUUACCAAGAUGCAUCUUACAGACAGUCCACAUCCACAGGUGACUCAUGUCCCUUCCAGCCAGUCUGGAUGUAGCAUUGCCAGUGACUCUGGAAGCAGCAGCUUAUCGGAUAUCUACCAGGCUACAGAAAGUGAUAUGGGAGAUGUAGAUUUAACAGGUCUCCCAGAAGCACCUGUGGACUCUGAAGAUGAAGAAGAAGAAGAUGAAGAUAUUGACAGAACUUCAGAUCCAUUGCUGGGGCGAGAUGUUGUACGAGAGUGCCUUGAAAAAGAACCUGCAGACAAAACGGAUGAUGACAUUGAGCAAUUACUGGAAUUUAUGCAUCAACUCCCAGCCUUUGCAAACAUGACCAUGUCUGUAAGAAGAGAGCUUUGUUCAGUUAUGAUAUUUGAAGUGGUAGAACAAGCAGGAGCCAUCAUACUUGAAGAUGGACAAGAACUUGAUUCUUGGUAUGUUAUUUUAAACGGCACCGUGGAAAUCAGCCAUCCAGAUGGGAAAACUGAAAGUCUCUGUAUGGGAAAUAGUUUUGGGAUUACCCCUUCUUUGGAUAAACAGUACAUGAAUGGAGUGGUUAGGACCAAAGUAGAUGACUGUCAGUUUGUUUGUAUAGCUCAGCAGGAUUACUGGCGGAUUCUGAACCAUGUGGAAAAAAACACUCAUAAAGUCGAGGAAGAAGGAGAAAUUGUUAUGGUAAAGGAGCACAGAGAGCUAGAUCGCAGUGGAACCAGGAAAGGACAUAUAGUUAUUAAGGCAACACCUGAGCGACUCAUCAUGCAUUUAAUAGAAGAACAUUCUAUUGUGGACCCAACUUAUAUAGAAGAUUUCCUUUUAACAUACAGGACAUUUCUAUCAAGCCCAUUGGAAGUUGGGGAUAAACUCCUGGAUUGGUUUAAAGUGGACAGCCUCCGGGAUAAGGUCACCAGAGUGGUCUUAUUGUGGGUGAACAAUCAUUUUAAUGAUUUUGAAGGAGAUCCCGCUAUGACACGGUUUCUGGAAGAAUUUGAAAAAAAGUUGGAAGAUACGAAAAUGAAGGGUCACCUCAGGUUGUUGAAUAUUGCCUGUGCCGCCAAAGCAAAGUGGAGGCAAAUUACUCUGCAGAAACCUUCCAGAGACUCGCCACUCUUUUUCUGUCUAGUUGGAGGAAGCGACAAGGGUUUUGGCAUUUUUGUAGAGACUGUAGAAACAGGCAGCAAAGCAGCAGAAGCUGGACUUAAGCGUGGUGAUCAGAUAAUGGAAGUAAAUGGACAGAACUUUGAGAACAUUACAUUUGUAAAAGCUGUUGAAAUCUUGAGGAACAAUACUCAUCUUUCCAUUACUGUAAAAACAAACAUUUUUGUGUUUAAAGAGCUGCUUAGCAGGAUAGGACAGGAGAAAAAUGGAGUCCCCCAUAUUCCAAAAAUUGCAGAAAAGAAAAGUAAUCGCUACUCCAUCCCAGAUAUGCCCGGAGAUAUGGAACAGAUGUUUCCAUGCGAGAAAGGAAACAAGAAAAUCAAAGCAAACACUGUAUCUGGUGGAAGAAACAGAAUCAGGAAAAUUUUAGACAAGACACGAUUCAGCAUCUUGCCUCCCAAACUAUUUAGUGAUGGCAGUGUAAGCCAGUCACAGGAUGACAGUAUUGUUGGAACAAGGCAGUGCAGACACAGUUUGGCCAUAAUGCCUAUCCCUGGAACACUCUCAUCAAGUAGUCCUGAUCUGUUGCAGCCUACAACCAGCAUGCUGGAUUUUACUAAUCCUUCAGAUAUUCCAGAUCAAGUUAUAAGAGUUUUCAAAGCAGAUCAACAAAGCUGUUACAUUAUAAUAAGCAAAGACACUACUGCAAAAGAAGUUGUGAGUCAUGCAGUGCACGAAUUCAACUUGAUAGGAGCCCCAGAAACCUACUCUCUCUGUGAGGUGUCUGUUAGUCCUGAGGGAGUCAUCAAACAGAGAAGGCUUCCAGAUCAGUUCUCCAAAUUAGCAGACAGAAUCCAGCUCAAUGGAAGGUAUUAUCUGAAAAACAAUAUGGAAACAGAGACAUUAUGCUCAGAUGAGGAUGCCCAGGAGCUGCUUAGAGAGAGUCAGAUUUCUCUUCUUCAACUGAGCACUAUUGAGGUGGCUACUCAGCUAUCAAUGAGGGACUUCGAAUUAUUUCGCAAUAUUGAGCCUACCGAAUACAUCGAUGACCUCUAUAAGAUGGACUCCAAAACAGGAAAUGCUCACCUGAAACAGUUUGAGGAUGUCAUUAACCAAGAGACAUUCUGGGUUGCCACAGAAAUUUUAACAGAGCCCAACCAGCUCAAAAGAAUGAAGAUUGUUAAGCAUUUCAUUAAAAUUGCCCUACACUGUCGAGAAUGCAAGAACUUCAAUUCCAUGUUUGCCGUUAUAAGUGGGCUAAAUCUGGCACCAGUAGCACGACUCAGAGGUACCUGGGAAAAGCUACCAAGCAAGUAUGAAAAGCAUCUUAGAGACCUUCAAGAUCUUUUUGAUCCAUCUAGAAACAUGGCAAAGUACCGCAACAUUCUUAGCAGUCAGAGCAUGCAGCCUCCAAUUAUUCCACUGUUUCCUGUUGUCAAGAAGGAUAUUACAUUUCUACAUGAAGGAAAUGAUUCAAAAGUGGAUGGCCUGGUAAAUUUUGAGAAACUUAGAAUGAUUGCCAAAGAAAUUCGACAAGUCGUCAGAAUGACCUCUGCUAACAUGGAUCCAGCUGUAAUGUUCAGACAAAGGAAGAAGAGGUGGAGGAGUUUGGGGUCUCUGAGCCAGGGCAGCACAAACUCAAACAUGCUUGAUGUUCAAGGAGGUGCUCACAAAAAACGUGCUCGACGCAGCUCACUCCUUAAUGCCAAGAAGCUGUAUGAGGAUGCCCAGAUGGCCAGGAAGGUGAAGCAGUACCUUUCCAAUCUGAAUGUGGAAACCGAUGAGGAAAAAUUCCAGAUCAUGUCACUUCAAUGCGAGCCUGCAUAUAGCACUUUGACCAAGAAUUUAAAUGAGAGAAGAGGCGCAAAAUCUUCAGAAAUGUCACCAAUACCCAUGAGGUCAGUUGGUCAAACCACAAAAGCCCAUCUGCAUCAACAAAACAGAAUGAGCCAAGUUCUCCAAGUUCCAGCUGUUAAUUUGUACCCUAUUAGAAAAAAAGGACCAGCUAAGGACCAUGUCACCUUCAGUACGGGUUCUCCUCAGAAGUCACUCAGUUUGUCUGAGGAAGUAAGUAGUAAGAAACAAGCAGAAGAUAGUAUAUCUAUGGCAUCCUCUUUGCACUCCAGUCCUCCUGCUUCUCCUCAGGGUUCUCCACACAAAGUUGGUAACAUCCAGAGGUCUGAUAACUGUGGUCAAAUGAAUCUCUCUGGUUCCUCCUCAUCGCUUGCCAGUGAAACCAGCAACAAGAACAGUGGGCAACGCAGCUAUGGAAUAGGCUAUGCCCUCAUACCAUCCACUAAAUCUGAUAACUUCUCAGACUCCAGCCACAGUGAGAUCUCAUCGCGGUCCAGCAUCGUGAGUAACUGCUCUGCCGACUCAAUGUCUGCAGCCCUACAGGAUGAGAGAUGUUUGCCUCAGUCUCUUAUUGUGAUGGAUUCAACAGGAGCAGCAGAAAGAAAAGAAGUUCCUCAACCAUCGGCUGAGUAUAGUCAGCCUAGCACUGGUUGGUCACUAACUAGACCUGCUAUAAUCAGAGGGAUGGCUGUCACAUCUUCCAUGAGCAAUGAGGAGAUCUCCCACGAGCAUAUCACAAUAGAAGCUGCAGACAGUGGCCGUGGAAGCUGGACUUCAUGUUCAAGUAGUUCUCAUGAUAACUUUCAGAAUAUCCAAAACCAGAAAAGUUGGGAUUUCUUGAAUUCUUACCGCCACUCUCAUCUAGAUGGACCCAUUGCUGAAGUAGAACCCACAAACUGUUGCUCUGAAGAGACUUAUUUGUAUUCUGAAGCCUUUUCCAAAAAUAACCGACAGUCAAAAGCCAGCACGGAACAUGAUCAAUCUCGGCAAAGCUGGGCCUCCUCAAGCUCCCUGUCAGACACGUAUGAAACAAACUAUGGGACAAUUAAACGGAGAGGGCUUGAGCACUCUACAGCGGAGCAGACUGAGGUUUUGGACUCUAAGCCAGCCACUGAUGCAAAUUAUAAAACUGUUACUUCAAGUACAGAAAAAGGCCUGAUAGUGUACUGUGUCACCUCACCUAAGAAGGACGAUAGGUAUAGGGAGCCUCCGCCCACCCCUCCAGGAUAUAUGGGGAUUUCUUUAGCGGACAUAAAGGAAGGAUCACCCCAUCACCCACACUUAAAGCCUCCAGACUAUAGUGUGGCAGUGCAGAGGUCAAAGAUGCUACCUAGUGACCUCUCUAGACUUUCAUCAGCUUCUCUCAGUAGUGAACCAGUGGCCUGUAUUUCAUCGAAGAUGCCUCAAUGGCAUAAACGGCAACCGUCCCAUCCUAAACUAGCAGAUAUGACUGACGCAGAUAGUGAAGAGGAUGAAGAUGAACAAGUAUCAGCAGUCUAACCAUUGGGCUAUCUAUGAAAACCACUUCAAAUCACAGGGGACAUGGGAAUAUGAACCAUAUGAUUGUUAGCUAAUGCUGACAACUUGCUGCUACUAACCUCAAAAGUUGUAUUUGCCUCAGUCGUGGACAAUGUGAACCUGGCUGGAUCAUAAAUCUCUCUAACUUACUUCACUCUACCACAGUCAGCUACCACAGCCUAAGAAAACUAUUUAUGCCUGUGAUAUAAAUACCAGUUUCCAAGGAGUACAGACUACCUGAGGACUGAAAUCAGUAUGAUGAGAAGGACCAAUCUUAGUACAUUGGGACCACCAAUUGUCAAGAACCACUUGAAACUUGGAAGCAUUCUUCUGUAUAAUACCUUAUAAUCCUUUGGUAGAUUUCUGUGAUGUAUACUUUCCACAUGACCAUUAUAAUUCUAAAAUUAAGAAUGUUAUUUUACAUACAUAAGCAAAAUUGGGGACACUGCGGCAGUAUCUGAAAAAGUAAUUUAUUUAUUUGGAGUUUAUGGAGGGUUUUCUUUUAUUUGUACUGGGAGUGCUCUUGUUGGCUAGUGUGAACACUGACAAAGAAAAUGGGUACUAACUUAGAUACAUGUCAAUAUUCUUUGUGCUAUUGAAACAGACACAGGUAAUGGGCCUACUAACUCAUUUAGAAAUACCCGGAUUUUGGGUGUGUACUUAAUGUAAAUGGAAUAAAGAAUUUGGAAGUUAAUGUGCAUACAGCAAUGAAACACUGCCAUCUCUUGGUCCUGCUCUAGAAAACCCUAAAAAAUAUCUGUGGAAGUCUUUAACUAUCAGCCUGCUGGGAAAAUAACUGGAGUUCUUCUCCCGCAUUCCCCCAGAUUAAAGGUUUGAAACAUGGAGGCUGUAGUUCCUGUGAAAUUAUUUGGUAUGUUCAAAACUUUCCAAGUAGGACGGUAAACAAAUGUUGUACUGCAUAGUGCAGCAUGUAAAUCCAUUGUUAGCAAUAGAAAGGAAAAUUAGUGCUCUGUGGGUUCUGUGAUCAUCCUAUAUUUUUUUUUCUACUUGUACCAAAAUUCAAGUAUUUUAGGUACUGGAAUUAUUUAAAAGGAAAAUUGUUACCACUCCCAUUAUGGAGUAGGUAGAAAGUUUAUUAAUAUAGCAUUUUAACCAUAGGCCAUUGCACAUAAUACAAUAAAUAAAUACAAAUUUAAUAUCAACACAAGCCAUUAUGGAAUAAUAUUUGUGAAAGUGAACAUUUGAGAUAUAGUACAAUAUAGUGUAUAACUGAUUCUGAAAACCUACCGCAUUCAUCCAAUGAAUUAGAUUAGAAUGUUUCAAGUUUUAGAGUGAAAUGCUGGCCCAGUUGUAAUCAGUGGGGGGGUUUUACUUGGAUGGAGCCAGGAUUCAUGUUCUUUUUGUACAAUUAGGGUAAGCUAAGUUGCUUGCUUUAACUUUACUUAGCCAACCAGAGCACAUGGGGUAAAACUGGAAAUACCUGCAUUUUCUUUCUCGUUCUAGCACAGGAUAACCCAAUCAAAUAAUAUAAUUGGAGAUGAAUGUGUGGAUCUGUGUUUUAACAUUUUACUUGUAAAUCUUAAUGAGGAUGUUUACAGACUAAGUUAGAUAGAUGUUUGUCAUUUUACAGGUGCCUCAAAGAACGUAUAUAUUACGUUAUGAAGAGUUUUAAAAUUUCUUUUUUUGUUUUUCCUGGUGUAGGGCAAAUGCAGCAUUUUCUAAAAAUGACACAAGUACCAAAAACAACCCAAAGCAUUUGAUGUGCAUCACCCAUAUCUACUUGGGGCUGAUGUUGACAAACAUGAGAAUGUGUUCGAUCAAACUUUUGCUUGUGUUCAUGUGUGUGCCAGAUUUAAUAUUAUUCUGUGGCUGGAAUGUACCCUGUAUUGGUCCUUGUAUCCUGAAGUCCUAAAUCAGUCGAGAGCAGUAAUGUGGGGAGAGGCUUCCCAAUUCAUAAUUAGUUGAUUGACUAUAUGUUAGAUUUUUUGGUAUGAAUAUCUGAGUAAAUAGCUGAAAAAUCAUAUUGAAAAGCAGAUUAGCUGUUUCUUAAAGGAUACUUUCUUCUUUGUCAAGGCCUUAAUGUUUACAAUGAACUUGUGUAGGCCUUAAUGAAUCAAGAUUAAUAUAAGUGUCAAAAUGGUCUGGGGCAAAAUGAUUACUUUCAGCAUAUAUAAUGUUAACUUCUUAAUCCUUAAAAUGAUGUCUUGCAGGAUAUAAAUUGCAAAUUCUAGUAAUCCCACAGUAAACUGUAAUUGUUUGUUAGCUUUUAAGCGGCGUGCACAAUAGGCGUACCGUUUAAUCAGAAAAUCAUGUGUUUUGUGCCACAUAAAUUAAGUCCUAAGGUUUCAGUGACCUCAGAUAUUGAUUUGUAGUUUAUUUCAGCCUGUUGAACAAACGUAAAGGAUUAAGUCUUUGUUCUUGAGGUGACCUCCUUCCUAUCUAAGGGCCUGAUACUGCUUCCACUGAUGUCAGUGGGAAAACUCCCAAUGACUCCCAUGGGAGCUGGAUUGGGGCCUUCAUCUGGUCCAUUAAGCCAGCCAUUUGAUAUUGAUUACCCAUUUAAACUUGGUGUUUGCACAUCAACAGCAUCAAUCUGUUCAGCAGUACUUUUCAGGACAUUGUUUUUAAAGUGAGUAAAAGUCUUGCUAAUAAUAUUUUCCUAAUAGACAGUACAACUAGUGUAAAUAAAUCAUGCAUAAACUAUUGAUAAAUGAGCUACUUUUUCUGCUUCUUCUGACUUGGACAGUGUGGCUUGGCUCUGCUUGUCCUUGCUGUGACUUCGUUUGUUUUUUAAUUCAACUGAUCACAUUGAUCGGGGACAAUAGCCAAAUGUAGUGUGUCUUGUAUGGAUUUGAAGAGACAUUAUCCCUUUUUUCAGCUUUGAAAAUUGUGAAUUAAGACUGCUUAAUUCGGGUUUUACGUUGUUUCAUGUAAGUGGUAUCUCAUGGAACCAAAAAAUGUGAGCUGACUUACCUGUACAGCACUCUGUCCCUUUUGAUUUCUUUCUCUUACACAGACCUAACUUCUGCUGAGCAAUUCAUGUCCCGACUAAUAUUCUUCCUCCAUUAACAUUUUGUUGCUUCCUCUUUCACUAAUUGUUUGUUUGCUCGCUCAUAAGUGAUGAGUGAAGGAUUUGAUUUGAUUAAAACCAAUUUGAUUUUUUUGCCUGCAUUGUGAUAUUUCAUUGUGCUAUUAAAAGCUCAACCUUCCAAAUCAUUCGGAAAGAACCUUCCCCAAUCGUAGAACCUUUAACUUAACUGGCCUCCACAUAAUGAAAUUAGACAACUGAGCUUCUGUUAUAUUAGUUUGCCUAUCCCAUAAAUACAAUUCAGUAAACUAAAGGGGAAUUCCUUCAAAUAUUUGCAAUAUGCUUCCUUUAAGUGUUGGACAAUAAGAGGAGUUGAAUGAUCAGCAGUCAUUACCUGAGUGGGAAUAUGAGGCCUUUUCUUACUCGUGCUUAAUCCAAACUCACUGAGUAGUCAUUGGGGCCAGUGAGGCUUCUUAUGUGGGAGAUGAUUGCAGGGUGAGAUUCAUAGCUUCCUUCUAAUUCUUACAGGUCGUGAUUGUGCAAUGUGCCGAGUGUCAUCCUUGCCCAUUGAAGUCAAUGGGAGAUGGAGGUUGGCCAGCACUUCCAAGGAUUGAGCCUAUAGGAAACAACCUUUGCAGAAAGACUCUGCUUUCUAUCAAUAAUUCUCUUGCAAAAGAUAAAUCUGAAAAGUCUUUCUUCAUUCUUUCUCUCUCAGAUCACGUGGUUGCAGACAACAAUGCAAAUAUAUGUCAUGUUAAGCUUUUAUAUAAAUAUUAGAAAUAGUUUUUUAAAAAAGAUAUACAUUACUUACGACUGCCUUCAGAAAAACAGAUUAGAAAAAAGGGAUACUCUCUCUUUAGAAAAGCUUUAUACAUUAUAUUUAAAAAAGGGGAGAAAAACCCAUCUUGAAUUCCCAAUUCAGCUUUAGCUUAUGUUGUGCUUUUUUGUUUUAUCUUUAUUUUUAUAUACCUGGAAUGCAGUUUAGCUUGGUAUUAAUAAAAUUCUAAAUAUAUGAGCAUAUUGGCAAAAACUGCACAGAUGUAAUGAUAUUCCAAUAGCAAUUGUACUGCACAAGUCAGUGAUUGUAAAGUAUUCCGUAACAAGCAAUGUGUCUCCUAUUUUUUGAUACCUCUUACACUUAUGUCUUUUAGAAAGACAGUGCCUCUGUAUGCUUUUUGUAUUUUUACUGAGUGAUUGUAAAUAUUUGUUAUAUUUUUGGUUAAGAGAAUGUUUAAAAGUACUGUUUAUUAUCCAAUCUACUAAUAUG